CCCGAUAAAAAAUUGGACAUUCUCGAUAACGAUUAUCAAUUGAUAAUUUCUAAUCAUUGUUCAAAUUACUGAUGACCAAAAUCAGACAGUCUAAUUCAUUUAAAGUUACCUUAAAGCUCAUAUAGUCUUAAACUCUAACUACUCUUAGUAGAUUUGGAAUAAGAAAUGAAAAUAAUCCAGAAACAAAUAUGAAAUCAAAUGAUCAGAAGCACUCAAUCUCAGAGUGUGAUCAACAUGGUGGUACUCUAUAUUCAGAGCAAUACGUUGGGGGAGCUUAUCGAGCGUCGGAAUUGGUCAAUCAGUUAGAUAUCAUAUCAAGACAUAGCACCAUUCAUGACUUACAUGAUGAUGUUGAAGAUGAUGGCAAACACGAUGAUGAAGUUGAAGAAGGGGAAUAUCCCAUUGAUGGAUGGUUUGCAAUGAUAAUUUCGAUAUGUACCAUGAUGUUAGUAGUAUCAUGCUGGGGAGUCAAUAGUGCUUAUGGAGUAUUUUUGGAUUUUUAUAUAUCAGCCGAUAAAUUUCCAGGAGCAACUCAAUAUGAUUAUGCUUUAAUUGGAGGAUUAGUGGUAUUCUUAGCUCAAUUCUUAGCUCCUAUAAAUAUCAUUGCAUUUAAGAUAUUUGGAUUUAAAUGGGUAACAUUCGUGGGGAUUUUAGUUCAAUCGAUUGCUUAUAUCCUUGCAUCAUUUUCUACUAAACUUUGGCAUUUAUUCUUAACUCAAGGUGUUUUAGUGGGUAUUUCAUUUAGUUUUGUAUUCAUACCGGGGACUUUAGUGUUACCAACUUGGGUUAAGAAAAGAAGAGCAACGGCUAUGAGUAUAGCGGUGGCAGGAUCAGGUCUAGGUGGGGUGAUCUUCUCCUUAUCAGUGAACGGUUUAAUUGAAAAGACUGGUGAUCAAAAAUGGGCUCUUAGAAUGUGUGGGAUUGUUACCUUCUUUUUGGCGAUGCUAGCUUUAUUAAUUAUGAGACCUCGAAGAUUAAAGAAUCCUCCUACUUUAAAAGAUACGUUAACUAAAGAGAAUUUAAUUAUAAAUAUCAAGGCUAUUUUUAGUAUUAAAGUAUUUAAAAAUUAUAGUCUUGUACUAUUAUCAUUUUGGUAUGCUAUGGCAUUAGUAGGAUAUUUAUUAAUAAUAUUCUCACUUCCAUCCUAUGCCACAUCAGUAGGAUUGAAAAGUUCACAAGGAGCUGCUUUAUCAUCGAUUUUAAAUGCUGCUCAAGUAGUAGGUCGACCAAUCAUGGGACUUAUGGCGGAUAAAAUCGGUCGAACAAAUGUCACCAGUGGGAUAAGUUUAUUAAUUGCCAUUCUUAUAUUUGCUUUCUGGAUUAAUGCGAUGAAUUAUGCUACAUUGAUUGGAUUUUCAGCAUUGGUGGGGUUAGUAAUGGGGAUUGGAAGUUCCAUGGCUCAACCUAUAGCGGCGGAUAUUUUAGAAGAUUUUCCUCAAAAUUUACCGGCAGCAUGGUCAGGAAUGAAUAUUUUUAUCUCAUUUUUUUGUUUAAUUGCUGAAGUUAUAACAUUAUUAUUAAAAAGUAAAACUUCAUCUCGACCAUUCUUUCAUUCUCAAAUAUUUGCUGGGUUUUGCUUUAUAGCAUGUUUUAUAUUAAUGAUGAUUGUUCGGGAAUGGUUAGUACGGGAUAAGUUAAAGAAGCGAUUGAAUAUAGCUCAUAUAGAAUAUGAACAAUUGAAAUUAUCAAGAGCAUCAACCCCAAGUCAUACAGAUUCACAAUCCCUAGAAAAAGUUAAUUCUGAAUUGAAUAAAGAAGUACGAAUCUUAGAAGAAACAAUAGACAGAUAUAAUACAUUAUUACAAAAUACUUUAUGGUCAUACCUUGUAAGGAUAUUUUAUCCCAUGAAAGUAUAAGUAUGAUAAAUAGAAAUACAUUAAUGUAUAGUAAUAGAGUUCUAUAAAUCAACAUGGUUAAUUGUAGUUAUUAGUUCUGAUUAAUCCAGCUGCAAAUUAUUUUAUUUUAACCAAUUCGCACACAAAAAAAA
This is a messenger RNA of Scheffersomyces coipomensis, 1987 nucleotides long. RefSeq names its product MCT family MFS transporter. Gene Ontology annotation, biological process: transmembrane transport. Gene Ontology annotation, cellular component: membrane. Gene Ontology annotation, molecular function: transmembrane transporter activity. The transcript has a single exon. The record is from RefSeq and is a predicted model, not a curated record. Bases 189 to 1856 code for a protein of 555 amino acids. Lineage: Eukaryota; Fungi; Ascomycota; Pichiomycetes; Serinales; Debaryomycetaceae.